GACGGAGGCAGUCCCCCUCUCGUCACGUUGAGGUGAAUAUAAAGCUCGGUAAUGGAGACUGCUGUGGACCGGGGCUCUUGUUUUUCUCCCCGUCGGAGAUACACAAACUCACUGGACAAAUAAGGCGUCAAAUGACAAGCCCCGGGUUUCAACGCUUGUCUUCUUCUUCUUCUUCUUCUUCUUCUUCUUCUUCUUCUUCUUCUUCUUCUUCUUCUUCUUCUUCUUCUUCUUCUUCUUGUUUAUCAACGCCUCUUCAAAAACAGAUGCCCUGCUCGGGAAGUUACGGACAAAACACGGAUAAAUCUGCCGAGUCGUCUUCUUCAAUUUCCAGAAGGCGCUCUCCCCCGAAGGAUUUCUUCUUUUCUGAGCCUGCUCUUCUCUGACCUCAACAAGAGACUCUUCACCCUGUCCUACAAGGAAUCCUUCUCCAAUUCAGAUCGAGGCUUCUGAGAAAUGAGCUGCAGAUGAAUCACCUUCACGGUCAUCAGUCAUCUCUACUUGGCCUGGGGGUCUUCUAGAAGGUCGGACCUCCUUGCCACCAUGAAAGGGUUGGGGACCAACCGUAACAGACACCCGCCUGACUCCUGUGAACCUUCCUCAGGCCAUCCAGAGGCCCUCUACUCUCAGAAGACCAGCACCAUCCCACGCAGCCCUUACCUGCUAAGCCCCACAAUGGAACACUAUGGCACCAUGGACCCCCACCUCUAUCCUUCAGCCAACCCAGGCUCCCUUCCACCAGACUGCAUGCUGCCCCUCAACAAUCAGCUGUCCAACAGCAGCACCUUCCCCAGGAUUCACUACAACUCCUACGACCAGUCUGACUUCUCCCCACCUGGAGACAGCAUCGGGGGGAUAAGUACAGGGACCAUGGGCACGUCCAUGUCAAUGGGCAUGGGCAUGGGCAUGGGCAUGGCAGGGCUGAGUGGACGAACACCUAUGAUUACGAGUGGCUCAGCAACUAUAUCACAUCAUAUGACCAAGAACCAGGCACCAUCCAGUCUGCUGGAGUUUGAUAAGCAGCUACCUGGAGGCCGUGAUGGAUUCAGCACAUUGCAGUUUCAUCGAACGUCUGCUGUUGCUGCCGACAAGCAGCGCACAGACAGUCCUGGUCGUAUCCGUUACAUGCUGCACUCAGUACAGAAGCUCUUUGCAAAGUCCCAGUCACUGGAGAGCCACAACAUGAAAGGAAAUGUCAAUGGACGCUCCACUGGUAGUGGUGGAGGCUCAUCUGGCACUGAAGACGGAGGGAAGCAGAAUCGCAGAGCUAAAAGUAAAGAUCGGGGUACAAAAGCAGAGGCAACUGCCAAGCGACGACCACGCUCCAACAUGUCAGGUUAUUGGAGUUCAGAUGAUUUGGACAGCAGUGAUUUAAGCAGCUACCAUAACACCAUGGCCAUGAUGACUCUGGGGCGUCCAACUGGCCAUGACAGCCAAGGGGGCCAGACCAGAUACAUACACAGUGGCUACAACACUAUCAGCUCCUCCAAAAGCAGCAAUGACAUGAAGUAUCAAGCAAAUACUGGGCCUGUGGGUGGAGUAGGUGAUAGACUAGGUGGAGCAGGAAGAAUGGUAAUAAAUGAUAAUGACUAUAUGAAAGGAGGGUCCUGGUCCACAAUGACAAUGGGUCAGCCGAGACAGGUGAUCCAGAAGGGCUCUGCUACUCUGGACAGAUCCCUGCUCAAGUCCAAAUCCUGCCAGCCUGAACUAACCUGCAACUACCUACAGGUUGGACGAAGGGGUGAUUGGAGUAGCACAUUAGGCCGCAGCGGGGGUGCCAAUGAAAUUCCAUGUCGGCGGAUGCGAAGUGGUAGCUAUGUGAAGGCCAUGGGAGACAUGGAGGACAGCGACGACUCAGAGGGAAGCCCCAAACCCUCGCCAAAAACCACCGCUCGUCGCCAGAGCUACCUCAGGGCUACGCAGCAGUCUCUGAGCGACCAGCUACCCCAACGCAACUGUCUUCCAUCUCUCAGAGAGCUCUCCAAUAAUCGCAGCCUGGACAACCUGGACUGCAUUGGGGGUACAAUCUCGUCUUUGCCACGCUGGGAUGAUGAUGACUUCAGCCAGGCCUGCAGCACCUUGGGCAGACGUAGCUGCUUGGGACAGCUACGGGACCUGGAAAUGAGUCAUCAUUAUGAGGACCGCAGCUCAGAGUCCACAUUCAGAGAUUCUCGUUCCCACUCUCAGGACAACCCAGAGCCUCUAGAUUUGCCCAUGCCAACAUGCUUCCGAUCCCGCAGCCACAGCUAUCUGAGAGCCAUCCAGGCUGGCUGUUCCCAAGAUGAUGACACAGCAUCCAUAGACUCAGGCUGCUCACCGCCUCCAAUUGACACCACCGUUCGCACCUACAGCACCAACACUGUUUCUUCAUGCAGAACCACCAGUAAGAAGGCUGCUCCUCCGCCAGUACCGCCCCGUACAACCUCCAAGCCCUACAUCUCUGUGACAGUACAGAGCAGCACAGAGUCUGCCCAAGACAACUACCUAGACCAGCAGGAUCGGAGGUCAGAGGUCAACAGCCAGUCAAGCCACGCACACAGCAACUCCUCCGACAGCCUUGACAGCACCCGUGCCAACAGUCUGGCACGGGGUAUUCCCCGACCUCCACACAUCAUCCCCACUCCCAUCGCUAUCCCCAGAGAGCCAAUCGUGCCCACCACCACUAAUGCUUCCACUGAGACAAGUGACUCAGUAGUCCAGCAUGAAUCACUGAAAUCAGGAUUAAACAAAGGAAAUCUAGUGGCAGAGGAGCCCCUAGUGGCGCCAGUACCCCGGCGGAAACUCUCCUCCAUUGGCAUACAGGUCGACUGUAUUCAGGAAGUUCCACGAGAGGAGACCCCGCCAUUGGCCAAAUUUCAGUCAAUCGGAGUACAGGUGGAGGACGGGUGGCAGCUUAGUCGCUCCAGUAGCAUGGCCUCAAAACAAGAAACCGACUCAGACACACAAGACAUCUCUGUCACCUCCCAUAUCAAUAACGCCAAACACUUUGAGAAGAAAGUCAUGGUCAAUAGUGCCAGCCAAUCCACAAGCUCCCCUCCUGGACAAGAAUAUUUAGACAACGGAGACACUACUUGUGUCAACUCUUCGCCUCCACCGCCCAGGCAGAUCCUCAACCGCUCCACCACACGAAGUAGCUCUUCCUCCUUCUCAGAAAGUCUGGACCCAGCGCUGGACCCCUCGUCCCUUCCACCUCCAGACCCUUGGCUGGAGAGUGGCAAUGGGAGUAACAGCAAUUGUCCCCAGAGCGGAGGAGCGGGAACACUGUGCCGGAGAGAUGGCCACUGGUUCCUAAAGCUGCUGCAGGCUGAGACGGGACGCAUGGAAGGCUGGUGCCAGCAGAUGGAGCAGGAGACCAAAGACAACCAGCUCUCAGAGGAGGUGCUGGGGAAGGUUCGCAGUGCAGUAGGAUGUGCCCAGCUCCUUAUGUCCCAGAAGUUCCAACAGUUUCGGGGAUUGUGUGAACAAAACUUGAAUGUGAAUGCCAACCCGCGGGCCACAGCUCAGGACCUGGCAGGUUUCUGGGACCUGCUGCAGCUCUCCAUUGAGGACAUCAGCCUCAAGUUCGAUGAGCUCUACCAUCUCAAGUCUAAUGACUGGCAGCCAAUGCCGUCUGCGGCUGCCCAGUCGCCCCCUGAGCGGAAGGUACUUCCCACCCCUGCUGCCCAGUGCCCUGGCUGGGGACGGGGAGAAGGAGGCCGCUCCAGCGUCAAAGAAGCCCGGUAAGGGACGACCAUUGCUGGGCCGUGAGAAGAGUGCAGACUCCUCAUCCACCUCUUCAUCGGCCUCAGCAGAGAAGCAGAGACACGAGGCACGCAAGCGUCUACUGGCUGCUAAAAAGGCUGCCUCGUUUCGCCAGAACUCGGCCACAGAGAGCGCGGACAGCAUCGAAAUCUAUGUCCCCGAGGCCCAGACUCGCCUCUGAGAGAGACACUGAGAGAGAAGGAAAUUUGAUUGGAUCAAAGGACAGAGAGGUGUCACUUAAAUACCUGGGGGGGGGGGGGACUUUUGCAAUGCAAAUGAGCUACUACUGCUGAAUAAAUAUGGUUAGAUGGGGGAGAAGACAUCAAAUUCCCAGAGAUUGGGGUGGGAGUAGACUUGGGCAUUUUUCACACACUCAUACAGUUGUAGGCUGGUCCUGGUGGCAUCAAAACACUUAUUU
Molecule: messenger RNA, 4156 nt
Organism: Etheostoma spectabile (orangethroat darter)
Lineage: Eukaryota; Metazoa; Chordata; Actinopteri; Perciformes; Percidae
Gene: dlgap4b
Product: discs, large (Drosophila) homolog-associated protein 4b
Exons: 13
Coding region: 541-3720 (1059 amino acids)
Biological process (GO): signaling
Cellular component (GO): postsynaptic specialization; glutamatergic synapse
Molecular function (GO): molecular adaptor activity
Source: RefSeq, a predicted model, not a curated record